Messenger RNA from Cooperia oncophora, 3411 nucleotides. NCBI's taxonomy places the organism in Eukaryota, Metazoa, Nematoda, Chromadorea, Rhabditida, Trichostrongylidae. The record is from the annotation of a GenBank genome assembly.
AUGAAGGACGCACCGUCGAGCGGUGACUCACAGCAGACGCCUGGCGCAGAAGACGAUGACGAUGACGUGAUCGGUUGUCUCCCUCGAUUGCUUCUUUGCCUGGAAGCUGUUUCUGAAGGAAAGCAGGACACUCUGGAGAAUGAUUUGGAUCGCUACGCUCGUCUGCUCGACAUCUAUCAGGAACAACCCAAUCUCCUUGAUUGCAUCAUUCCUUCAGUGCUGAAAUGCUUGGAAUCAUAUAUCACUCUUCCAUCAUCAGCUAGUCCCGAUAAGCGCUUGGAUCAGUUGUCAGUCACUGCUUUGCGUUAUAUAGCACAUUUGACGAAAGUUCGUGGAUACAAGGUUAUCGUCAGACUUCUGUCUCAUCAUGUUUCCUACCUUGAUAAGCUACUGACUGUAUUGGAACAAUACAAAGAUAACGUUGGCAGUGAUUUAUAUGAACGUCAUGUGCUUCUUUUGUGGUUAUGGAUAGUGUGUAAGAAUCCUUUCGAUUUCAGAAGAUUCGAUCCAGCAGAUCAACCUGGAUCAACAACCAGUCGCAUCCUUGCUGUAGCCACCUCAUAUUUAAAAUAUCCAUGGUCAACUGUCCAUCCGGCUGCUAUUCUUGUCAUUGCGCAAUGUCUUGCUCGCCACGAUUGUAUACCGCUUAUUCCUUCUAUCAUCUCGGAAUGCACUGAUCAUUUAUCGCAUAAUUCGGAAAAUCAUCUAAAUUAUGCUGCUCUUCUAUGUGCCAUUCUCAAACACGUUGACAGGAAAUAUCUUUUGCCGCAUGUUUCUUCUGUACGGGAAGCUGUUGUUGUUCAUUUCCCAUUGAAGAAAUCGGAAAAAGAUUCGUUGACAAGAAAGAUGUUCAUUAAAAUGGUGCAGAGAUUGGCUUUGGUGGUUCUGAAACCCCGACUCGCUGCUUGGAGAUACAAGCGUGGAAGAAGGCGCCUGGAGGAGAAUCUGAAAAGUCCGACGGCCAACGGAAACAGCAUUGUUUCAAACCAGGCUUGUUUCAACAACAGCGAUUUGGGAGCGGACGACAUUUGUAUGGAGGAGGAUGAGGAUGAACAUCCGGAUGAUGUGGUGGAAUGGGCGAUUGGUUGCGUACUAUGUGCUUUAUCGGACGACCACACAACUGUAAGAUGGUCAGCUGCAAAAGGUGUGGGUCGGAUAACAGCCCGUCUUCCAAAGGAGCUCGCCGUUCAAGUGGUGGAUUCCAUUCUUUCAUCAAAUUUCCAUCGACUAGCUGGUCAUUGUUCAUGGCAUGGAGGUUGUUUAGCUCUAGCUGAGCUCUCGCGUCGAGGAUUUCUCCUUCCAGAAGCGUUGGACAAGGCAUUUCCAAUAGUGCAACAAGCUCUGUUCUAUGAGGAGCCCAUGGGUAGACAUGCUUUCGGUAGCAACGUUCGUGAUGCUGCCUGUUAUGUGUUGUGGGCGUUCGCUCGUGCGUAUGAACCGGAGCAAUUGACGACUUUUAUUGAUUCUGUUGCAACGAGCCUGAUGUGCGUUACGUUGUUCGAUCGAGAAGUGAAUCUUCGUAGAGCAGCGUCGGCAGCGUUCCAAGAAAAUGUAGGCCGUCAAGCUAACUUCCCUGAUGGAAUUGCAUUACUAACUACGGUGGACUACUUCAUUGUGGGCAACCGCUGGCGCUGCUAUACAAAAGCAUGCCUGGAAGUAGUUCGUUAUCCAAAGUACGCUGAUGCCAUGAUCGAUCAUCUAGUGACUCAUUGGGAUGAAACGAUUCGUGAACAAGCGGCCAUAGCUCUUGGCCUUCUUGCUCCUCUCCAUUCUGAAUAUCUUUCGCGUAAACUUGGCUUUCUGCUAGAUGGUUGCGGUUCUUCAAAUCCGAUUCAUCGUCAUGGAUAUCUCCUUGCUCUUGCUCACUGUAUUCAAGGUCUUGUCUCAGCUGGAUUUCCAUGCAGUAAAGAAAUCUUGUUCCACGCUGUUGAACUGCCGUGGAAGCUUCGAGCGGAGAGUGAGAAGCUAAAAGUAUCUGGAGGAGAGGUGACUCGUCUUGCACUGGCAACCUUCAUACGCUGCUUGUCAUCAGUUCCGAUUGCGUUAGAUCCUGAAAAAAUCGAGAAAUGGCUAGAUCGUUUAUUGAUGUUCGCUUGUGAUGACACUGCUACGGUCAGAUUGGCGGCUGCUGCUGCUGCAUCAACAUUCUUCCCAGCGUAUUUCCUGGAACGUGUUUCAGAAAGGAUUGAUGAGAGAAUAGAAAGCAUUCCUUCCAAGAUUUUAUCUGCGAGGAGAGAAAACGAGCGCAUAGGUUUGUGCUUAGUGAUCGCUUAUCUUCCUCGACGUUUUAUCAGUUCACUGCUGCUCGACGCCAUUUGUAACGUGAUCAUCAAGCGAAAUAGCCUUGAUGCCAAGUGGGCGCUAGCUCGUCGCAGUGCUGUGGAUGCUCUUGGAGAGGUGUUCGCCAGUCGACCGUGUGCGGAAUGGAUUUCUCCCGUUUUCGAUGCUUUGUUUUGCGCCGUUGAUGAUUAUACCACUGACUGUCACGGAGAUAUCGGACGCUUCGUUCGAAUGUCGGCAAUGUGCGUAAUGACAAAAGUGCUGAGUCUUCCCUGUUUGGAAGAUGCAGUGGUCGAGCAGUAUACUCAGCGAGUGGUGCAACAUAUGGUCCAGCAGAGUGUGGGCAAAAUCGGACGGAUACGAGAGACUGCUUGCAAGUGCAUAAAAACCUUGCUGUACUCGAAGGUCACUCGUCAGCAUAUUUCACACGCAGAUGAGCUGUCAGUAAUUUAUCGCGACGAGCAUGAUUUCAUUCAGGAUUCUGUUUUUCUGUCCAUAACGCCCUUGCUGUUGUGCGAGGAAUAUUAUACUGACCUCAUUUGUGGACUCGUAAUAUCUGCAGGAGGAGUCAGUGAAGGAACAACGAUGCGUGCUUCUCAAGCUCUGAUGGAAUAUCAACUAUCUACUUCGAAGAACCUCAAGAUGAUGGAGCGCUUUCUGGAGACAGUAGCUGAUUUGUUCGACGUUGGCCGAAAAGUGACUCGCAUAGGAGACAGUGUACUGCGCUUACUGCCACAAAUUCUUUCACGACUUCAUGUCCUUGAGCAAUGCCCUGAUUCAUCAGUAGCUCUGUCACGCCUUCUGAUUCAUCUAACCAAGAUUGUGAAUUCUCGCACGGUCUCGCCGUCACGCAUUAAAUGUGCCCUCAAUUCUUUAUGUUCGCUGCUUGGCUGUAAUCGGGAUAGUCUUACCUGGCGCACGGCAAUGCAGCUGGUUGUGCGAUCCUUAUCGAGCAAUUUGCCUGUCGUAAGACGUGCAGCAGCGGAAGGACUCUACGAAAAUGUGUGCCUUACAGACGUUGAUGAUCAGGUCAGUGUUAGAUGGGCCUCGGAAAAGAGUCAGGCAGUUAUGAUACAGGAUUUUCAAAAUUUUAUGUAUUGGAUAAACUUUACACAAAAAAGAGCUUUCUAG